Cucurbitaria berberidis CBS 394.84 is the source of this 738-nucleotide messenger RNA. Its product is annotated as vesicle-associated membrane protein-like protein. The transcript is spliced from 3 exons. Gene Ontology annotation, cellular component: membrane. NCBI's taxonomy places the organism in Eukaryota, Fungi, Ascomycota, Dothideomycetes, Pleosporales, Cucurbitariaceae. Gene Ontology annotation, biological process: vesicle-mediated transport. The record is from RefSeq and is a predicted model, not a curated record. The coding region runs from base 1 to 738 and encodes 245 amino acids.
AUGGCAUCCUCGUCCUCAUCUACGCCUCUGCUAUAUGCAUGCAUAGCGCACAACACCACCGUCCUCACCGAACACACCGCCUCGGCCAGCAGCAAUGCCUCCUCGCUCGUCUCGCUCGUCCUCCCGCGCCUCACCCACACCACGUCCGCACACAAGACAAUCGACCAGUCCAAGUACUUCAUCCACUGCCUCGUCAAGUCGCCUGCCGACUUCCCCGGCGCGCAAGCCUCAGCGGGCGGCCUUACCUUCCUCGUCAUCGCCGAGCGCGACCUAGGCCAACGCAUCCCCUUUGGCUUCUUGACCAACUUGGAGAAGAAGUUCUUCGCUGAAUUCGAGACGGCUUCGACAAACUUUAGUGAUCUGCCGCCCUAUGGUUGCGCAUCCUUCAAUGGGGCGCUCAAGAAGCUGAUGCUUGAGCAAGGUAGCACACAGGCGGGCCAGCAGGAUGCUUUACGCACCGCGCAACGCGAAAUUGAGGGCGUGCGCGAAAUCAUGACUGAGAACAUUGAGCGCGUCCUGGAGCGCGGUGAGCAUAUGAGUGUGCUGGUCGAUAAGACAGGCCGCUUGGGCGAGAAUGCGCGCGAUUUCCGGGUGAGGAGUAGAAAUUUGAAGCGGAGAAUGUGGUGGAAGAACAUAAAAUUGAUGGUUUUAUUGUGCUUGGUUGUCAUCUUUUUGAUUUAUCUCUUCGUUGGGUUUGGGUGUGGUUUGCCUGCUUGGGGACGGUGUCUGCGUCACUAA